AGCUCGGUACUUCCAUCAUGGCAGGCAGUAAGUUGGUGCUAGAAGGAAGAGUAAGUAUAAAAUCAUUUAUUUUAGGACUCAGCGUGGUUGUAAUCCCAUUGAUCAGAACGUGGUUUGGACAUCUCGACUGGGUCUUUGAUUAUCUGACUGAAACUCCUGGGAAGAUCGUGAUUUGUAUCCACAUAGCAGUUGCGAACGGCCUGCUGCUGCUCGUCUACAGGGGACCUCUGUACAAGGUUGCUGUGAGAGCCUGUUUUCUGGGAGUGACUUUUGGCUGUGGUUUAAUUAUCAGCUUCUCUGAAACCACCUGGACACAUUUUGGCUGGUACAUGUGCUCCCUGUCCUUCUUCCAUUACUCUGAGUACCUGGUGACGGCCAUCAUUAACCCUCGCAGCCUGUCCCUGGACUCGUUCCUCCUCAACCACAGUGUGGAGUACACUCUGGCUGCCAUCUCCUCAUGGGUGGAGUUCACUGUGGAGAAGCUGACUGUUCCAGAGCUGAAGCAGCUGAAUUGGCUGAGCGUGGUGGGUCUGCUCCUGGUGCUAUGUGGUGAGGGCCUGCGUAAGGCGGCCAUGUUGACGGCCGGCUCCAACUUCAACCACAUUGUUCAGAAUGAAAAGGCCCAGAGCCACGUGCUGGUCACCAGCGGGGUCUACUCCUACUUCAGACACCCCUCCUAUGUGGGCUGGUUCUACUGGAGCACAGGGACGCAGGUCAUGCUGUGUAACCCGGUGUGUAUAUUGGGCUACACGAUAGCCAGCUGGCGGUUCUUCCGGGAGCGAAUCGAGGAGGAGGAGCUCUCCCUCAUUCAUUUUUUUGCAGAGGACUACGUGGAGUACAAGAAGAGGGUCCCCACCGGACUGCCCUUCAUCUCAGGCAUCCGGGUCAACUAGUGUCAUGAGCUGAAUGCUGGACGUAACGACUUAAAGCACUAAGGCGGGUCAGGUCUGGUGGUGUAUGACGUCUGUCAUUGCGGCCGCCCUCCAGAGGGAAACCCUGCAGCUGAAUGAGAGCCUGUAGCUCACAGACAAAUUGUGAUAACUGGGACAGUGGCAGGCAGCUGGGCUGCUGUUUUUCUACCAACUUCCAAAACCCAGUUAAAGACAAGAAAAUCUCCACUGUCCUCCGUGUAUUCCAAUAACACCCACUCCAUCCGUUCAGUUGUGUUUGUUUGCAUGCUUUGACCAUGCUUAGUGUUUUCACUGAUCACCUGUUGUGUUGGAAAAAAAAAGAGACUGCACUUUGGUGUCAUACCUGCAGAGUGACAUUACUACUCCUGCAGCAUAAUCUCAUGUUUCUGCACACCAGAGGUAAAUGCACUACUGCCACUGUCUCCUCAUACCACCAGAGGCUCUGCCACAAGCUGUGUUAGGGUUCAUUUAAAGGGACACUUCACCCCCAAAUUUAAAAACUGCAUUCAUUUUCUUAUGUGUAGUGCUUCAUCAGUCUAAAUGGUUUUGGUGUGUUGCAGAAUGUUGUAUGAGUGCCUGAGUUCAUACUUUUAGCUUGCCUAAGCUAGCUAACAUUAGAGCAUGUGCCACUUGUCUUUGAGUAGCUGCACACUGUCGUCUGCUCCAUGAUAGCAUUGGCAAAAAAUAGAAGAGAAUAGUUCCUACAUGAAACUGCUCACAGCAAAGUUGUUGUUUUUUAAUCUCAGUUUUAGCACCAGAAGUGAAAUGCUCUAUAGUCCUAUUUGAGAGCAGGCAGGCAUCUCAACAGCUAAUAUCUACAACACUUGUAACAAAACAAUCUAGAUUGAUAAGUAGCACGGCAGGUAAGAGGAAAAAUGUGUGUGUUUGAUUCUGGGGUGAAAUGUCCCUGUUCAAGCAACAGUCUAAUCCAAAUAUUUCCAGUAGUGUCCACAUUAAUAUGUCCUUUUUAAAUGUGGAUCAAGGAUAUUACAAUUGUUCUAGAGUGUAUAGCUCUUCAGCACCACCUGGGUGAUCCAGUGCAUCCACUUAGUGGUAAUUAGAACAAAAGGUGAUAUUUUUUAUUUAAGAAUUUAUCUUCAGAAGUAUUAUUUAAAAAUAAUAGAAUGAAUAAAAUGUAUAAAUAAGGUUUUUGGGAUUGUCUUAAUGUAGUUUAGGCUGGUAUCUAUUCUCUUGGUCAUACCAUCCUGAUAUUUUUCUUGGGUUUACACCAGGAUUUAGCUGAGUGGUGAGUUUACUAUGUUCCAUUAGCUCUUGUCAAGAAAGUUAAUAUUCUCACACUUCGCUUAUUAAACAGAAAAAUAAAUCCAUACACCCUU
Molecule: messenger RNA, 2248 nt
Organism: Centropristis striata (black sea bass)
Lineage: Eukaryota; Metazoa; Chordata; Actinopteri; Perciformes; Serranidae
Gene: icmt
Product: isoprenylcysteine carboxyl methyltransferase
Exons: 5
Coding region: 18-893 (291 amino acids)
Biological process (GO): C-terminal protein methylation
Cellular component (GO): membrane; endoplasmic reticulum
Molecular function (GO): protein C-terminal S-isoprenylcysteine carboxyl O-methyltransferase activity
Source: RefSeq, a predicted model, not a curated record